AUGUCGCUGGACCAUAUCAUCCGCUUCGCGACCGAUGUCGUCGGGCUCGAGCGCAUACUUCGUUUCUGGCAGUCUGUGCUGAUGCUCACCGUCAGCAGCCCGACGCUGUUGGGAUGUCUCGUCGCCGUCCUCAGCCCGGCUCUGGGAACGGCAACGGCAACGGCAACAGACCCAGCAAAGUACGGUCUCGUUCUGGCGCAGUACCAACACGUCUUUGUCGGCCUGCGCGACCAGGUGAACAUUGUACGGCGUUACUUCCGCAUCUUCCGCACCGCCGAGAGCUUCCAGAUGGCACAUCGGCUGUUCGGCGAGCUGCUGCUGCUGCCAAACGUCGCCGUGGCAGUCAAGGGGCCUGAAAAGGAGGCGAGAGAAGCGACGGAAGACGGGGAAGCCAAAAAGACCGACGAGAAGUCAGGGAGUCACCAGGACCACAAAUGCCACAGCCACACGAACCGAAAGAGCCACGAGAGCCUCAGAAGCGUCCUUCCACCCUGGCUCAGCGCCUUUGGACGCGCCUUCCACGGCAUGCACCUCCUCCUCGAGCUUGUCACCCUGCCGGAUAACCUCAACAUCGACGGGCUGUCGGCCUGGGGGCCCGAGACUGCCGGUCGCCUCAUCAUCGAGUCGCAGCGCUUCUGGUUCCUGUCGCUGGCCUGCAACCUGGCGUCAGGGCUGCUGCGACUCAGCCGCCUGACCAAGGAGCUGCCGCUUUCCGAGGUGCCGAUCGAAGAGCCGGCUCAAGAGAGCCCGCUGCCGGUGGGCAGCGACAUGAUCGACGAUCCCGCCGCCCUGUCCGACGACAUCUCCAGAGAGCAGGCCCGUCUGCGCCGCAUCGCACGUGCCCAUCUCAACCAGCGCCGCGCCUGGCGCCGCCGCCUUCGGGCCCGUGCCGCCUUUAUCUUCCGCCACGCGCUUGCCGACGGUCUCGACAUCCUCUUGUCCGGAACCAACAUCGGCUGGCUCUCAUUGCAUCCGGCCACCGCCGGCGCGGUCAUGAUGACUACCUCACUGCUGACCGGCUGGGAUGCCUGGGAGAGAUGCGGAACAGAGGUGCUAAAGAAGAGCGGCUAA
This is a messenger RNA of Grosmannia clavigera kw1407, 1071 nucleotides long. RefSeq lists its product as uncharacterized. The record is from RefSeq and is a predicted model, not a curated record. The transcript has 2 exons. NCBI's taxonomy places the organism in Eukaryota, Fungi, Ascomycota, Sordariomycetes, Ophiostomatales, Ophiostomataceae. Gene Ontology annotation, cellular component: peroxisomal membrane. Bases 1 to 1071 code for a protein of 356 amino acids. Gene Ontology annotation, biological process: peroxisome fission.